AUGCAAAUAAAUAUAAAAGUGAAUGAAAAACAAAAUACUGAGAUCCUUUUUGAGGAUAUCAUUUAUGAUCUUUUAUUGCAAUGGCGCAUGGAAACACCAAGUGAAGGUUGGUCGACUAAACAUUUCAAGGCGACGAAAUUACAAAAACAACAUAAAAUGUCUAAGAACGUUGCCAGUUUGACAAAUAAAACUGCAAUAGUCUCACGGAAUAUCUUAAGAAGAACGUUCACCCACGUUGAUGUGGAUUAUGAGACUCUCUUCGUCUGUUGUGUUUAA
This is a messenger RNA of Clunio marinus, 276 nucleotides long. The record is from the annotation of a GenBank genome assembly. Lineage: Eukaryota; Metazoa; Arthropoda; Insecta; Diptera; Chironomidae.